Molecule: messenger RNA, 7216 nt
Organism: Thalassophryne amazonica
Lineage: Eukaryota; Metazoa; Chordata; Actinopteri; Batrachoidiformes; Batrachoididae
Product: adhesion G protein-coupled receptor B1-like
Exons: 32
Coding region: 679-5256 (1525 amino acids)
Biological process (GO): G protein-coupled receptor signaling pathway; cell surface receptor signaling pathway; negative regulation of angiogenesis
Cellular component (GO): plasma membrane
Molecular function (GO): G protein-coupled receptor activity
Source: RefSeq, a predicted model, not a curated record
UGGCAGGGGGAGCGGGGGGGGCGGGGUUGGAUAUAUACCUGCGAGAGGAGGCCACGAGCUACACAGAGACUGGACCCACUUGCAGUGCAAAGACCACAAGCAAGAAGACUCCGAAGCCGGGAGUAGAAGUACCAACACAUUCAUCCUGGAGCUUAGAGAGAAGAGACGAGCAGCGUUUUUUGCUUUCACGCGGACCGUCAACUGGAGCUCCGACACAACCAAUUUGUCACUCCGCUAUACGCCAGCUUCUCUGGAUAUAGCAGCUAAACAAAGUUGGUAGUAAACUCUUUGGAGUUUGGUUAGAGUCGCUUUCAUAUUUCUUUGCUUGUGAGAGUGGACUGCACUGAAACUUGGGUUCGACCCGGCCGGGUCGCGCUGGGACCUGGCACCCCGUCCGACGCCGAGAAAGUUUUGAGCAGAAGUCAGUCUGAAGACUUCGAACCAGUGACAACUGGCGAGACAUCUAAGACACAGCUUUAAGCUCUUUCUAAUACAGAGAUGCUAGAGUGUUUGAUGCACUAAAACCUGCAAAUUAAAAUUCUUCAGGAGGUUUGCACAGAUCAGUCAAAAGCUCUUGAAGAUACUUAGGAACAAGCGGCAAAAGAAGUCUUCAACAACCUAAUUAAACGAGCAAUUGCAGAAAGAACAGCAAAAGCAUCCUCUACUUAAGCCGACCCCAUGGCGUGGUCAGCUCCUUCGGGCCCCUGUGUGGCCGUGAUCUUGCUCUUCUUUGGUUUGGCCUCCUGCACUCCAUCCGGCCCUGCCUCCACCACCUGUGCUACACUGGAACAAAGCCGCUUCUUUGGUGUAUUCUCCUCUACAACCACCUUGCCUGCCACUCCGUGCUCCUGGACUCUGCAGAAUCCCGACCCACGCCGCUACACCGUUUACAUGAAGAUCACUAAACCCACUGAAUCCUGCAUGCCCCGCCAAAUCAAGACCUUCCAGUUUGACUCCUUCAUCGAGACUUCACGUACCUACCUGGGAAUGGAGAGUUUCGAUGAGGUGGUGCGCCUGUGCGACGCUUCUACCACGGUCACUUAUCUGGAGUCCACCAAGCAGUUCCUGCAGAUCCGUAAAGUAGCCCCAAGAAAUGGCCUGGAGAUCCCAGAGGGAAACGCUGAAGUCAGUGAGUUCAAAGCCGAGUUCCUAGUCGUGGGAAAGAGGAACCCAAGCAUGCCUGCCUGCCAGAUGUUGUGCCAGUGGCUGGCGAAAUGCCUGUCUAGCAGCACCCACGAUUAUCCCUGUGGAAUCAUGAACACCCCAUGUCAGUGCUGGGAGACACCAAAGAGGAAGCCAGGAAGCUGCUACAGGGGUGGGGUCUACGUUGAGAAAUGCCUUCCUGUCCCAAGAGACAAUGGGCGUGAUGCUGAGAUAAUCAAGGGAUGGGCUGGUUGGGGCCGCUGGUCAGAAUGCAGCCAGGAAUGUGGCGGUGGAGUCCAGGUGCGCAGCCGAACUUGCCAGCCAGACGACAGUGCAUGUGAGGGCACAGUCGAAGAGGGGCGGGCUUGCAACCCUCAGGCCUGCAUUGGCAAAGUGCGCAACAGGAGCCAAGGCCUGCGUUCCAUUAUUGGCCUGAAGCGAGACGGCACUGAUGAUUCUAAUCAUGGAAUUGUUGCAACCCAGACAGAUGCUGUAACAGACGAGUGGUCCCCCUGGAGCACAUGUUCCGUCACCUGUGGGGAGGGCUGGCAGAGCCGCUCGCGCAUCUGUGCAACUUCAGCGUACACUACCCAGUGCACCGGACCCCUCCGUGAGAACCGGCCCUGCAACAAUACGAUGGCAUGCCCAGUGGAUGGUGCUUGGGAUGAAUGGGCCCCCUGGAGCCUCUGCUCCUCCACAUGUGGCCGUGGUUACCGUGAGCGAACCCGCAAAUGCAAGCAGCCCCAGAAUGGAGGUGAACAAUGCGACGGACCUUCCAAGCAAACCAAGUUCUGCACCAUUGCUGUAUGCCCAGUGGAUGGAUCCUGGAAUGAAUGGUCCGCCUGGACUGCGUGCUCUACUUCUUGCUCCAAUGGUACCAAGCAGAGGACCCGUGAGUGCAACGGUCCAUCUUACGGCGGCUCUGAGUGCCAUGGCAACUGGGAAGAGACGGUCAGCUGCUUCCUGAAAGAGUGUCCUGUCGAUGGACGCUGGCAUGCGUGGAGCUCAUGGGGCAGCUGCAGUAAGACUUGUGGUGGAGGCAUCCAGCAGAGACAGAGAGUUUGUGAAGGACCUUUCUUUGGUGGAGAAUCUUGCCCUGGGGAGAGGGAGGAGCAAAAGCGUUGCAAUGAGAGGAGAUGUCCAGAGCCCCAUGAAAUCUGCCCUGAGGAGAACACUGGCGAUGCAGUGUGGAAGAAAACGCCUGCUGGAGAUGUUGCUGCCUUUUCCUGCCCCGCUGAUGCCUCAGGUCUGAUCCUGCGCCGUUGCACCCUCGAUGCUGUAGGCCUCGCCUUCUGGGAGAACCCAACUCAUAUCAAGUGUGUCUCCAAGACCUAUGACAAUAUUCAGACCUUGUCAAGGGACUACGUGACCAAGGCUCAGGAGGGCCAGAGUGUGGACGGGAUCGCUGAGGUGAUUUCACGCCUUAGAUUCUCCUCAGAUGAUGGCGCCAAGUACAGCGGGGACAUCUUGGCCACCAUGGAAAUCCUAAAAAACACAACUGAAUUGUUCAAGGCGACUAGGCUGAGACUGAGCAGCGCUGAUGUUGAGAACUACGUCCAGACCAUCAGCAACUUACUGAAGGAGGAACAUCGUGACAAAUGGCAAGAAGCACAGCUGAUGGGUGCCAACAUUAAGGAGUUCCUCGGCCUUGUGGAGGACUUUGUGAACAUGAUCGGCAUGCAAAUGAGCGGCUUUCAGGACAUUUAUGAAGUCACGGAGAAUUUAGUGAUGAGCAUCCACAAACGUCCAACCACCACCAGCUCCAACUUCACCUUCCCCUUGAAGGGCUGGAGGGGAAUGUUGGACUGGGUCAGGACUUCUGAAGAGAAGAUUUCGGUGGUCCGUGAUGCACUAUCCAUCGAGCAGGCUGGUGGAAAUGAUGCUUUUGUGACUGGCAUUGUCCUCUAUAGGAACCUUGCUUCAAUUAUGUCCUUUCAAAGCAACACCACCCUGCUCAACUCCAAGGUGGUGACUGUGAUCGUCAAACCCACCCCAACUCUUCUGUCAUCCCCCGUCGAGAUCGAGUUCCCCCACCUCCAUAAUGGCACCGUGAAUGAGACAUGUCUUUCAUGGGAUGAGAGCGAAACUUCGUCUCUGCUCGGGUCUUGGUCGGCUCGGAGCUGCAGAGCGGUGCCCGUUCAUUCAUUCAGGACCAAAUGCGUGUGUGACAGCCUCUCCACCUUCGCCAUUUUAGCGCGUAUCAACUUCGACUCGAUCAUGGACAAGCCGUUGCUUCCAUCCGUGACUCUCAUUGUUGGCUGUGGAGUCUCCUCUCUCACCCUGCUGCUCCUGAUCAUCAUUUACGUAUCUGUGUGGAAGUACAUUCGCUCCGAGCGCUCGGUCAUCCUCAUCAACUUCUGCCUCUCGAUUAUCUGCUCCAAUGCACUCAUUCUCAUUGGACAGACUCAGGCUCGCAACAAGGUGGUGUGCACGCUUGUGGCUGCUUUCCUGCAUUUCUUUUUCCUCUCAUCUUUCUGCUGGGUGCUGACUGAAGCUUGGCAGUCCUACAUGGCUGUCACAGGUCGUCUGCGCAACCGCAUAAUCCGCAAGCGCUUCUUGUGCUUAGGCUGGGGACUUCCUGCGUUGGUGGUGGCCGUGUCAGUGGGUUUCACCAAAGCUAAGGGAUAUGGCACUGUCAACUACUGCUGGUUGUCUCUUGAGGGUGGGCUCCUCUACUCCUUUGUUGGUCCUGCUGCAGCUGUUGUCCUGGUGAAUAUGGUUAUUGGUAUUCUGGUCUUCAACAAGUUGGUAUCCAAGGACGGCAUCACUGAUGUGAAGCUGAAGGAGCGAGCAGGCGCUUCCCUGUGGAGCUCCUGUGUGGUUCUGCCCCUUCUGGCCCUCACCUGGAUGUCCGCUGUCCUCGCCAUCACAGACCGCCGAUCUGCCCUCUUCCAGAUUCUCUUCGCUGUCUUUGAUUCUCUGGAGGGUUUCAUCAUCGUGAUGGUCCACUGCAUCCUCCGUAGAGAGGUUCAAGAGGCUGUAAAGUGCAGAGUGGUCGACCGCAAGGAUGAUGGCAAUGGAGAUUCUGGCAGUUCCCAUCACAAUGGCCACACCCAGAUGCAGUCUGAUAAUGAAAAGGAUGGAGAUUCAAACAGACAAGGAACGAAGAGCUCCUCUGAAGAGAAGAUGCCUCCUCCUCAGAUGCCCCUUCCCAUGGGCUCAAACUUUCACACCCUACCAUCUAACCCCAGUAAGAGUCACAUGCAGGCAGUUCCAGAAUACUCCAGCCACACACUGACCCUGAAGAGGGAGAAAAGUCGGCUGGCAGGAGGAGUUGACCCGUCCUGUGGCAAACCUGUCUACGUCUGCGAAGGAGAGCUCUUCAAACAGCUGGAUGCCGACCUCGCCCUGGUUCAGGCUGAAGGUGGCGUCUCUGACAGCAGCGGGUACGUCCUCAUGCCCAACACCACCUCCACCCUGAGGUCCAAACCCAAAGAUGACUCAUCAAAAUACAACAUCAGCGUGGAGCAGCUGCCACAAGCCAGGUUGAUGCACCUCGGAGGGCCCUUUGCCGAACCCCAGGCUGCCUUUGGAAUAAAAUCACUGCCCCCUGACCAAGUCAGCAUGUCAUACUCAGAGAGGGACUCGCCUAUCCAGAACAUCCACAACAUGUCCAGUGAGUCUCACAUCACCCACAGCAGCCUGGAGAACACCUUUGAGUCCAUGAACUCCAUGAUGUCCAAGAGUGAAACGAUCUCCACGUUGUCCAUGAGCUCUUUGGAGAGGCAGAAAUCUCGCUACGCCGAGUUGGACUUUGAGAAAAUCAUGCACACAAAGAAGCGCCACCAGAACAUGUUUCAGGACCUCAACAGAAAAUUACAUCAUGCCGAGAAAGACAGAGAGUCGCCUGCGUCUGACACCAAGUCUGUGAGAUGGAGUGUGUCUUCAGGAGGAAGUGACAAAACAAACCACAGCGACAAACAGCAGGCUCCUCUGGAGAGGCCGUGGGAGGGAGUCCGGGGCAUCCCGCAGUCUCCACCUGCGUGGGUCCGCAAAGACCUGGAGCCCCUGGCCGCUUCACCUCUGGAGCUUCACUCUGUGGAGUGGGAGAAGACAAGUACCACUAUCCCUCUGGUGGGGCAGGACAUCAUCGACCUGCAGACGGAGGUCUGAGCAGGGGGGCUCGAGAAGCCGCCUGAUUUCACCUCGUUCACCUUUUUGGUUUUGAGAAAGGAAUCCUACAUGGAUAGAAUAGAGGAAACCAAGGAGGGAGGAAGUAGGUCCCACAAUCAAUGUCUUCAAACCCUCAGCCAGAGCAGGAGGAAAGGAGAGAAGGAGGGAUGGGAGGAGUCAAGGUGGUAAGGUUGAGAUAUUUAAUGUAGCUUCUCUGUGUGGACUUAAACGUCAGAGUGCUCUGAAGGUCAAAGGCUGAGUGAAGCGGUUUCCAUAACCGGGACUGGCUGUGGUUCCAUUAAUGCUUCACUUGGAGGUUCCUGAACCCUCCCGUCAGGGUUUCAGAAGACGUGGUCAACAUGUCAGUGCUUCUUUUUUUCUUCAAGUCACCUUGGAAAAAAAAAAAUGAAAACUGUAUCCUCCCUUUCAUCUUGGGAGGAACUACUACUACAAGUAGACUACUACUUGUGGAACUACUUUUGUUUUUUUUUUCGAGCCAGGAAAACUUCCAACGACGCACAAGGCAAGAUAGCGUACAGGAGCGGUUUAACGGAGUCGAACACUCUGCACUUUGCUGGAUGUGCACACACGUGCUGUUUCUGUGAUGUGGGUCAGUGGAGGGUUUGCGUGGUUGUUUGUACGGCUACACCUCUGGAAGUGUUUCAGACUAGCUAAAGAGUAAAACUUUGACAAGGUGGGAUCAUGCUGUAUAUUGUGAUUCUUACUUGUUAUCAUUUUUAUUCUUAUUUUAGUUAUUGUUACUGUUUUCAUUAAUAUUACCUGAAUAUCUUUACAUUUUAGUUUGUUCUCCCCCCCAACUGUCAGGUGCUAAUUUUAGUUGUUUUGUGCUGUGAUCUGCAAAAUUAAGCUCCCACAAAGAAAACAACAACAACAAUAAAGAUGUGUAAUGCGUUGUGUCCCCAUAUGGACUGCAAUGGGACAAACAUAGCGGGUGGUGAGCGGAGUGCCGGCGGCUAGUUACCCAACAUGCCCUGGUGUCUGCAGCUCUCUGCUUUGAUACCAAACCACCAGCAUGAGGACAGACACGGACUCUCACACAGGUAGAGCAAUGCGCUCUGGGAAAUGCUGGGCGGACUCGUGAGGUCGGGAUAAGGAGACGACGCGGUCUCACCAGCUCCCUCGGCUGGAAAAAGAUGCAGGCUCUUCCAUGUCGUACAUGCGGAUUUAAGGGUCAGCGGGGGUCCUUUCAACAUAGGCCUUUUGUUUCUCAGCUUUGCAGGACUCAUGAAGCGAGCUGAGGCUCCCAGCGCCGACGUGACUUCCACGGGUCCUCGAGACUUCAACACAUUUGUGUUUUCAGCCAUCAGUGUGAAAUAGUGCAAUAUGAUGGGUGCUUGAUGCUCAAGCAAGACUGAUAUUAAGAUUUAGGUGGGGGUUUUUUCUUACCGAUGUUUCCAAACUUUUAUACCAUCUUCCUCAUAUUUACAGAGAAUAUAGAUGCUUUAUGAGAAUAUUGUAUAACAAAUCUGUAUUAGUAAUUCAAGGAAUUUAUUCACUAGAGAUUUGUUAGCACAAGACUUCGUGUUUGGAGUCCUCUGUGGCACUUAGAUAAAUGUUCUUCUAUAAAGCGAGUAUUAUAUAGUAUGAAUGAUAGCAUAUGAAUAUAAAGUGUGCUGCAGGAUAUUUGUCUUUACUCCACGCUGUAGCGACGAGUAACUGAAUCUCAUGUCUUCUGUAACAGUGUUUUGAUAACCUUGUUGUCAGUAAGUCAACAGUACCAGCCAUUGUUCCCGUCCUUUAUGACAUCAUGCUGUCAAACCACCCCCCCAACCCCAAAACAGUCCAGUUCAUACAGUACCUCAACUUACUUGUACUGAAAAACCAUUUGCAUUUUCUUGUCACUGAUUUGUUUUGUAUGUUCUGUUUUACCUUCUGCAAAUGUAGUUUUCACAGCACAACAUGAAUGUGACAAUUUCUAAUAAAACAUAUCUAUAUUACA